Electrophorus electricus (electric eel) is the source of this 929-nucleotide messenger RNA. It is a transcript of the gene ompa, whose product is annotated as olfactory marker protein a. Gene Ontology annotation, biological process: signal transduction; sensory perception of smell. NCBI's taxonomy places the organism in Eukaryota, Metazoa, Chordata, Actinopteri, Gymnotiformes, Gymnotidae. The record is from RefSeq and is a predicted model, not a curated record.
ACGAGAUGCAGCAGCCAGUUGGCGGCAACUCCAGGCCUUCGAGCACAUCCCCACACCAGCGCGCAUGGAGGGAGACUCCCAGUCUCCGCCAGUGGAUCCCGCCUCUGGAACCAGCGAGAUGGAGCUGCCCUUCACCGAGGAUGUGCAGCUGACUGAGAUGAUGCGUCUGCGCGUGCAGUCGCUGCAGCAGCGUGGCCAGCGCCGGCAAGAAGGCGAGCGCCUGCUGCUGCCCCACGAGGCCGUGUACCGGCUGGACUUCGCCGAGCAGGAGCUCACCUUCUUGCACUGGAACGUGACGCUGGGCGGCCCCGGACGCCUGUCCGUCACGGGCAUCUCGCAGCUGUGGACGCCCGACCUCACCAAUCUGAUGACCCGGCAGCUGCUGGAGCCCACGGGGCAGUUCUGGAGGACGGCCGGGGAGGCACUGGAUGCACCCAUCAAGUGUCUAGAGGCAGACAUCCAGGAGUUCGGGGAGAGGAUAGCCGAGCUGGCCAAGGUGAGAAAGGUGAUGUACUUCCUGUUCGCCUUCAAGGAGGGCGCGGAAAAGGACAGCAUCAGGUGCUCCCUGAUGUUCAAGAAGAAUACAGAGCCUGGACCCUAAACCCAGCCAGGUCAGACGCACCUCUUACAGUUACCCAAUAAUUUACUGCAUAAUUUUUAGUGGAAUAAACCAAGAAAGCCUCCGAUGUAAUACCUCUUGCUAAUAUAAGCUUGCAUUAGUGCUCUAUAAAAAUGUAAUCACCACGGUCUAUUCCCUUAUAUGAGAUAUGUAUUUAAAAAAAUGUACUGAUGUGCAUUAUAUUGAAGUGAAAAGCAAAAUAGCAGUGUAAUGUGAAUAUUUUGUUCUGUAUACACAUAUACCUCAAAUAUGCUUAUAUGUUUUAUGAAAAGCACAGAAUAUAAACAUGUAUGCAUAAAAUGAAACUAUA